Penicillium griseofulvum is the source of this 1224-nucleotide messenger RNA. RefSeq names its product Gfo/Idh/MocA family protein. The record is from RefSeq and is a predicted model, not a curated record. Gene Ontology annotation, molecular function: nucleotide binding. The transcript has 3 exons. The coding region runs from base 1 to 1224 and encodes 407 amino acids. Lineage: Eukaryota; Fungi; Ascomycota; Eurotiomycetes; Eurotiales; Aspergillaceae.
AUGGCGAUGAUUAUGAGAUUAUUCACGGCAUUCGGCCCUCCGAAAGUUGAAAAGAAAAACGAUGCUAUCCAUUUUGGCAUCCUAGGGGCGGCCCAGAUUGCACCUCUUGCAUUGAUCACACCCGCCCUCUCACAUCCCGAGGUUAUUGUACAAGCGGUCGCUGCUAGAGACUAUUCUCGGGCCUUAACAUUCGCCAAAAAGCACAACAUCCCCGAUGUUCGCACAUCCUAUGAUGAAAUCCUCGAAGACCCCAAGAUAGACGCAGUCUUCAUCCCUUUGCCCAACAGUUUGCAUUAUGAGUGGGCCGUGCGCGCCAUUCGCGCCGGCAAGCACGUCCUUCUGGAGAAGCCAUCCACCUCUAACGCCAUUGAGGCCCAGAUUCUCUUCAACUUACCUGAACUGUCACAGUCCAAUCCCCCCGUAUUACUAGAGGCCUUUCACAACCGAUUCCAUCCCGCAGUCCAGAAGUUCCGGACCUUCAUCACCCCUGCCGAGGUUGUUCACGUUCACACAGACUCUAUGAUCCCAUGGUUGAUCCUCGACAAGGAUAACAUCGCCUUCAACUACAGACUCGCCGGCGGGAGUAUGAUGAUGCUAGGUACAUACAACUUCAGCAUCAUCCGCAUGAUCUUCGACGACGACCCUGUAGAAUGUCUAACCUGCGAACCUGGCAUUUUUGGCGACGGCAUCCACGACCAAUGCGACACUAACUUUAAAGCCACAUUUCGGUUCCCGAACGGCGGUAUCGCGGAAGCGUCCACCACUAUGCGUGGGUCUAUCUUAUGGAAGCCGUCCGAGGCCCGCGUCACCCACAAGGAAGUCCUUAUGGACGACCAGUCCCUUCCGGGUACACAGGAGAAGCUACGCACCCGGGUUGUGACUCUGCAUGGUUUUAUACACGCCUUUAUCUGGCACCGCAUUGAUGUUAAGGAUACUUUCUCCAUUCGUAACAAGCGUGAUCGCAUACUGGUCAACACUUGGACUGAGUUCAAGUCGCACAAGGCUUAUAGUUACAAGGAGGCCGGAGAUAAGUUUGAGAACCUCCCAGGUGAGGACUGGUGGAUGUCAUAUCGGUACCAGCUUGAAGAGUUUGUGAAUCGUGUUAAGGGGCGUUCCACGCAAUAUUGGGUUGGGGGUCAAGAUUCAUGGGUUCAGAUGAAAAUGAUUGACAUGGCGUAUGAGAAGAGCGGGUUGGGAUUGCGGCCAACAAGUGACUUUCGAUGA